Molecule: messenger RNA, 697 nt
Organism: Olea europaea var. sylvestris
Lineage: Eukaryota; Viridiplantae; Streptophyta; Magnoliopsida; Lamiales; Oleaceae
Product: protein NRT1/ PTR FAMILY 3.1-like
Exons: 2
Coding region: 68-379 (103 amino acids)
Cellular component (GO): plasma membrane
Source: RefSeq, a predicted model, not a curated record
GCCUAUAAAUAUUUUGGAAUAUUGAGGGGGAUAUUACAGCAAAAAUUAAGAAAGAAGGAGGACAAUAAUGGAGGAGAGAAGUCAGCAUGCAGAGAGGAAAAAGGGUGGUAUCAUCACUAUGCCAUUCAUCUUUGCAAAUGAAAUAUGUGAGAAAUUGGCUGUGGUUGGUUUUGGUACAAACAUGCUCAGCUACUUAACAACUCAACUACACCUGCCACUCACUAAAGCAGCCAAUACUAUCACCAAUUUUGGUGGCACUGCAGCCUUAACGCCGCUAAUCGGGGCGUUCGUCGCAGAUGCAUUCGCCGGAAGAUUUUGGACCAUAACAGUUGCUUCUAUCAUAUAUCAAAUAGUUAAGUCUCUUUCUCUUUUUUCUUAAUGCGGAGUCGUGUUGAAUCAUUUUAUAUAAAAAUUUAAGCUACCACGAAGUCUUGACUUGUGCAUGAUUUUUAUAUAUGUGGUGAGGCUUCCGCUCGUCAGCCAUGUUCAACCUUUUCAUCUAAAAGUUUAAGCAGUUAAAAACGAAUAAUACCUUUAUUUAAAUUAUGAUUUCAAACUUCAAACCGUAAUUAGCUUAACUUUUAGUUAAUAAAAGAAACCUUCUUGUGUUUCAUGCAAGAAAAUAAAUAAUUCAAUGUAUAAAACUUACAAGGUUUUGAAUUAUAAAUCUUUAGGACAUAAAUAAUUAUUUUUAUUU